Micropterus salmoides (largemouth bass) is the source of this 2204-nucleotide messenger RNA. It is a transcript of the gene gnl3, whose product is annotated as guanine nucleotide binding protein-like 3 (nucleolar). Lineage: Eukaryota; Metazoa; Chordata; Actinopteri; Centrarchiformes; Centrarchidae. Gene Ontology annotation, molecular function: GTP binding. The record is from RefSeq and is a predicted model, not a curated record. Gene Ontology annotation, cellular component: nucleolus. The coding region runs from base 83 to 1741 and encodes 552 amino acids. The transcript has 14 exons.
CGGAAGUGACAAAACAUCAAACUUGCGCACUCCUCCACGUGCGAGAGCAGUACAGUCACAUUGGCAGGUCCGCAGCUGCACGAUGAAACGACCAAAGUUAAAGAAAGCCAGUAAGCGGGUUUCAUGUUCCAAGCGUUAUAAAAUACAGAAAAAGGUCCGGGAGCACAACAGAAAACUAAAAAAAGAGGCAAAGAAGAAAGGAGUGAGCAAACGAGUGAAGAAGGAUCCUGGUGUGCCCAACAGUGCUCCCUUCAAAGAGGAGGUCCUCAGGGAGGCCGAGCAGAGGAGGCUACAGAUUGAAGAAGAAAAAGAGAGAAAGAAGCAAGCCAAAAAGGAGGAGCGAGCCCAGAAGAGGAAAAAGGAGGAGACAGCUGUAAGCAAAAAAGCAGAACCCAAGGCCAAGAAGGCUCGGCAGGAUGGGGUUGGAAAGCGUUCAGAGAAACAGGCUGCCCCAGACAAGAACUCAAAACAGUAUCUUUGCUCUGAAUUAAACAAGGUGAUCGAUGCAUCUGAUGUAGUGAUUGAAGUCCUUGAUGCUCGUGACCCACUGGGCUGCAGGUGUCCACAGCUGGAGGAGGCAGUACUGCAGAGGGAAAGCAACAAGAAACUGAUUUUGGUAUUAAACAAAAUAGAUCUAGUACCAAAAGAAAAUGUGGAGAGGUGGAUUCAGUGUUUACAACUGGAGUUUCCAGUUGUGGCGUUCAAAGCAUCAACACAGAUCCAGGACAAAACAGUGCAAGCCAAGAAGAGCAGGAUAACGGCCUCUAAUGAAGUCCUGGACAAAUCCAGAGGAGCAGCCUGCUUUGGAAAUGGUUGUCUCACUGAGCUCCUUACACGUUUUGCUGUAAACACAAAGAAUGAAGCUUCACUCAGAGUGGGCAUAGUUGGUUUUCCUAAUGUGGGGAAGAGCAGUCUCAUCAACACUAUGAAGGGGAUCCUGGCGUGCAAUGCUGGCAUCACGAGAGGCAUCACAAAAUCCAUGCAGGAGGUGCACAUCUCAAAGAAUGUGAAGCUAAUUGACAGCCCCGGAGUCGUGGCAUCGCCGUCCAACCCGCCAGUCUCUAUGGCUCUGAGGAGCUUGCAGAUGGAGGAGGGCCAGGAGAGUGUGCUGGAGGCUGUCAAGACUCUGCUCAAACAGUGUGACAAGACCCAGGUCAUGCUUCAGUACAAUGUCCCCAACUUCAGAAACUCUCUGGAGUUUUUAACGUUGUUAUCCAAAAAGCGUGGGUAUCUGCAGAAGGGUGGAGUCCCCAAUACUGAGCAGGCAGCCAGAGCUUUCCUUGCUGAUUGGACAGGAGCCAAGCUGAGCUACUUCUGUAAGGCACAGGAGAACCACAGCCUCCCGGCCUACAUGACCGAUGCAGUGGUCGCUGAGAUGUGGAACGGCUGGGAUCUAAACCAACUGAAAACAGGCAACGAGGAAACUCUGAAAGGUGUUAAAUUCCCAAACCAGGCCAGCAGUAUAGGCUUCACCUCUAAAGGCCCAACUGCAGGCCUGCUGAGUGUCAGCGAUAUCUCUGAAGAAAAACCCAGUGCUGCAGCCGCAAAGACAGAUGCAGAGCAGAAUGAUGAGAAGAAUGAGCCUGAACAAACUGCUGUGGAAGUAAAUAAAACAGAAGAACCGGAGGAACCACAGACGGCGCCACUCAGAAGCGUGCGGUUCCAGGUUGUCCCCAUUGACACCAGCCUCUCUGUAGCUGCAGAGGACGACGCCUAUGACUUCAACACAGAUUUUAAAUGAGCUUUGCCCUUCACACUGUUUCUUAACUCGUGCCUGUGGUCUGGUGGAUAUGGCAGACCCAGAUUUGUCAGCAUACAUGAACAUGCUGACAAAGAAUCAGUGUCAGGGUGUCUUUGACCAUCUCAUGACCGGUUGAUUGGUUGCUUCAGAAUCUGUUUGAAAGGCACUGGCCAGUUGAGUGGUUUCAGGCUCGUCGUUGCGUGUUUGUGGUCCUCCUUCAAACUUUGAAUCAGGACAGGGACAGUUUCCAGUAAAGGACUAACCAUUUAUCCUAGACUACAUUUUUCAGAAUUUUUGUCUAGGACUUAAUCCCUGCACAGGAAACGGAUUUAUCUAUUUAGUGGAUAUCCACUAACUUCUCCGAGAAGACUGCCGAUUUUAAAUGUGCAGAGGUAAUUUGUAAUAUUUUGUGUUCAUGCAGAAUACUGUAUAUAAAUGUAAUAAACCCUCUACAAAGCCUAAA